Tachyglossus aculeatus (Australian echidna) is the source of this 1633-nucleotide messenger RNA. RefSeq names its product GPN-loop GTPase 3 (gene GPN3). The record is from RefSeq and is a predicted model, not a curated record. Bases 24 to 878 code for a protein of 284 amino acids. Gene Ontology annotation, molecular function: GTPase activity. NCBI's taxonomy places the organism in Eukaryota, Metazoa, Chordata, Mammalia, Monotremata, Tachyglossidae. The transcript has 8 exons.
CGUACCGGCCCUCAGGGGCCGCCAUGCCUCGCUUCGCGCAGCUCGUCAUGGGCCCUGCGGGCAGCGGGAAGAGUACUUACUGUUCUACAAUGGUACAGCACUGUGAAACCCUUAAUCGAUCAGUUCAGGUUGUUAACCUGGAUCCUGCUGCAGAACACUUCAAUUAUUCUGUGAUGGCUGAUAUCCGAGAGCUGAUUGAAGUGGAUGAUGUAAUGGAAGAUGGUUCUUUAAAGUUUGGUCCCAAUGGUGGUUUGGUAUUUUGCAUGGAAUAUUUUGCUAAUAAUUUUGACUGGCUUGAAAACUGCCUUGGACAUGUGGAAGAUGAUUAUAUCCUUUUUGACUGCCCAGGGCAGAUUGAACUAUAUACCCACCUGCCAGUGAUGAGACAGUUGGUUGAACAAUUACAACAGUGGGAGUUCCGUGUCUGUGGAGUUUUUCUGGUGGAUUCUCAGUUUAUGGUGGAGUCAUUCAAGUUUAUCUCUGGUGUCAUGGCAGCACUCAGCGCAAUGGUGUCUCUAGAAAUCCCUCAGGUCAAUAUUAUGACCAAAAUGGAUUUGCUGAGCAAGAAAGCUAAAAAGGAAAUAGAAAAGUUUCUUGACCCAGAUAUGUAUUCUUUAAUAGAGGAUUCUUCAGGUGUCUUAAAAAGUAAGAAGUUCAAGAAAAUGACUAAAGCUAUAUGUGAACUGAUUGAUGACUACAGCAUGGUUCGAUUUUUACCAUAUGAUCAGUCUGAUGAAGAAAGCAUGAACAUCGUCCUGCAGCAUAUUGACUUUGCUAUUCAGUAUGGAGAAGACUUGGAAUUUAAGGAACCAAAGGAAUCUGAAGAAGAUAGAUCAUCCAUGUUUGAUGAAUUUUUUCAGGACCGAGGGGAUGAAUGAGGACUUUACAAAAGUGUGAUUAUGAAAUGUGAAGAGCUUUUGGGAGCCCGGAGUUAUUUUUCCCAUAGGAAGCUGUUUGGGUCAAGGUGAUAUUGAACUUCAGUUGGAAAGAAUACUUGUUCCAAUGUGAUUUGCUCAGAUAAGUAAUCCAGAGUUCAGUAUUUAAGAGCUAACAAUCCUCCCCCAAAACCUGCAGCUUCUUAGGAACUAAAUUUUGAGUUGGAAAGAUUUGCUGCCUUUUGUGGGCAGUAAGAUUUAACCUUUUUUAUUGUUGCUUUUGCUAUAUACAUUAAAAGAAGCUGAAUUUCAGUAUUUAGGGGUUUUUUUCAUUUGUUUUUGAAAUUACCGUAAAAUUGACAUACAAGAAAGUUAGUCUUUUCCCAGCUGUUUAAAAAUCAUUCUCAGCGCUUAGAAUAGUGCUUGGCACAUAGUAAGUGCUUAACAAAUACCAUUAUUAUUAUUAUUGUUUUCUGGUCUAAUUGCACCUCCGCACCCUCCCAGCCCCCUUUUCGGGGUUGGGAGGUUGGCUGGAGCGGGGAGGGAGGCCUUCCAGUGUUUGGGCGAGUAUUUGAAGGAUGAAGUUUGUUAAAUAUGUUUUAUAAAAGCAAAACCCUUUUAUAAAAUAAAAAAUGCAAAGUUGAUUCUGAACUGUCCUUGCCCCCUUCUGGCAUUGCAAUUUUGAACUUUUUUUAAUGGUUUUUUAAAAGCUUAAUAUGGUUCAGGCACUGUACUAAGCACUGGGGUAGACUGUAAGA